Eriocheir sinensis (Chinese mitten crab) is the source of this 1869-nucleotide messenger RNA. RefSeq names its product ras-related and estrogen-regulated growth inhibitor-like protein. The record is from RefSeq and is a predicted model, not a curated record. The coding region runs from base 368 to 1117 and encodes 249 amino acids. The transcript is spliced from 3 exons. Lineage: Eukaryota; Metazoa; Arthropoda; Malacostraca; Decapoda; Varunidae. Gene Ontology annotation, molecular function: GTPase activity; GTP binding.
GGCGACGGCUCAGUCCACACUCGCACCUUGUUGCUAACGGUCACCCACCUACAAGCCCAUGCACACCCAUACACACACACAGAGUCAGUCUGGAGUUACCCUUCCUGAUCUGUGGUCAAGUCGUGUCGUCAGUGUGUAAUCCGGACCGUCAACAAUUAGACAGUGCAUCAAGCCACUGUCUAACCCUCCUUCCGACCCCGUGGAUUUAAGUGCUUUCAAGAUUGCUCCAAACGUAAAUCAAACCUUUUCCUGCCUUCCUCUGUGGAUAUUGGAGGACUUGAAGACAUACAUCAAAAAGUCUGCGAACAGGAAGGCGGCAGCGAACAGAAGAAAAGUGGUGCUCGGGGACCAGUGUUGUCACGUGAUCAUGAAGGACGACCGGACGAGCAGCGUGCAGUCCGGCCCGCUGCGGGUGGCCGUGGUGGGCGCGAGUGACGUGGGAAAGUCUGCCCUCACGGUCCGGUACCUCACCAAGCGCUUCAUCGGGGAGUACAGAUCAGACACAGACAUGUUGUACAAGUGCGUGCUUCAGGUGGACGGGGCGCCGCAGCCCGUCGAGAUCAUGGACACCUCCGCCAGCUGUGACAAGACCUCCUACCCUUACCUGCAAUGGGCUGAGGCCUUCGUGGUCGUCUACUCCAUUACCGACAAAGAGUCCUACCAGCGAGCCGCCUCCACCGUGCAGGAGUUGUCUGAGAGGCGACCAUCUGCCAGCGUGCUGAUGGUAGGGAACAAGAGUGACCUGGGACACCUACGGGAGGUGGAAGAGGUGGAGGCCAGAACACUCACGCUCACACACUCUGCACGCUUCGCCGAGCUGUCCACGGCGGAGAGCUGCACGUCGGUUUCUGAAGUGCUCGACAACUUCCUCAAAGAAGUAAAAGCGCAGAGGAACGACAACCAGAAUGGCGGGUCUCCGAAGCCUCGCAAGAUCUCCGUCACUCGCAUGCUCGGGUCCCUCAUCGGACGCAGCUCCCCGCCCCCCACGCCCAUGACGCACCUCAUCAUCCUGGACAAGGAGGAAUGCAACAAGCUGCAGACGCCCCUCACCAGACUGUGCCGCCCCUGCCUCAGGCCGGCACACUCCCUCCCAUGCUCCCCACACACCGCAGUCUGACCCUAUUCCCCCCGCCCCUUCGCCGUUGCCAUUCCCUCAGUAGUCUAAGUGUUAGGUAACAGACACAACCUUGAUGACAAAACGUUGUAAUCACAGGGCCUAAGACACGAUCUACUUCAUUCCUUCCCACCUUUGAAUCUGUCUAUCUUGCUUCCUCUUCCCUUCCAUAUUCCAUCCCCACCCAGCCAACACUCGCUUCCCAUGAGGUGAUAUUAUCGGUGCCUCCCCUUCCAUGAUAUAUUACGGUGCCUCUCACUUCCAUGGUAUAUUAUUGGUGCCUCCCCCUUACAAGGUAUAUUAUUGGUGCCUCCCCCUUACAAGGUAUAUUAUUGGUGCCUCCCCCUUACAAGGUAUAUUACUGGUGCCUCCCCCUUACAAGAUAUCCCCCCCAAGUCUCGCCUCCUCCCGCCCCACCUCUAUCCCUUGUGAAGCGAAGUCCCUACGCUUACUCAUCGCAAUACUUCUCCGCGUUACUUCCUUCCACUCUGCGCCCGUCGCCCUUCCCGCCGCCCUGUGCCACGGUCACCACUCUGCUGCCUAACUCGCGUCGCCAGAGUAAUGUUUCGUCGGAUUCUGGCUUACAUGGUUUUUACGUUAUUGUCGCCGCGUCUCCUGUUGCUGUAAAGAACAAUACCAAAGAACUAAAUGUUGUCAUCUGUUGUCACUUAAUGUAAACCUUCAUCUGUGAUACAAAACCUAUUUGUACAUAAACUCUAUAUAUUUCUAUAUUUUGUAAUAAAUCAACUUAUUGA